AUGCCUGGCAACGUUUGGGGAAACCGGCUUUUUUUCCCGUUCGAAGCUACGAGCCUUUUUUUUUUCCUUUUUGUGCAUUUAACAACCAUUCCAAUAACUUUAACGAUUGUAACCGUAAAUAAUUGGUAUUUGGCCGUUCCUUUUGGACAUUUGGACCUAACCGGUAAUUAUAAAUGUUAUCCUUUGUACCCAAUUACUUUAAUUAAAUUUGGAUUUGGUUUUGCCGGAACUUUUAAUCUUUUAAAUCCUUAA
This is a messenger RNA of Gaeumannomyces tritici R3-111a-1, 252 nucleotides long. RefSeq lists its product as hypothetical. The coding region runs from base 1 to 252 and encodes 83 amino acids. The record is from RefSeq and is a predicted model, not a curated record. NCBI's taxonomy places the organism in Eukaryota, Fungi, Ascomycota, Sordariomycetes, Magnaporthales, Magnaporthaceae. The transcript is spliced from 3 exons.